This is a messenger RNA of Chara braunii, 3284 nucleotides long. NCBI's taxonomy places the organism in Eukaryota, Viridiplantae, Streptophyta, Charophyceae, Charales, Characeae. The record is from the annotation of a GenBank genome assembly.
CGAGUCAAACCUAUGUCCCACAGCCGAGCCCAGGCUGCAUUGAUCUUUGUCUUGCCAGUCAGCUGAAUGGGGGAGUCGAGACCAGCAGAGGGGGGGUGAACGGGACCAGAAUCCGGAUUGGGUUCAGAAUCAGGAACGAAGUCACGAGAACGGGAGGGAGAAGCUGUGCGAGAAGGAGAGAGCUGCGGCGCAGAGGGGGAGCCGCACAAAGUAGCGAAGCUACAUGAAGUAGAGGUGCCACGCGCAGGAGGAGCUGCUGUGAGGGAAGCCGCGCGGGGAAGAACUGUCGCGGGGGAGAAGCUGUCGCGGGAGGGGAAAGAUCGCGCGUGGAGGGAGUUGUCGCAGGCGCUGCUGCGCACUGGUGUUGCCAUCCUUGUUGGGCAGCUGGUGCAGUUGCUGAACAUCGGUCUUCAAGGUGUCCAGCUGCUUGCUGAUGGUGGCUGGUGCAGCGAAGGUGCUGAUGUCGCCGAGCAUUGCGACUACAUGGUCAACUCGUUCCUCCAAUUGGCAGGCAAAGGGUGCACUGCUGGACUCGCCAGCAUCUGGUCUUGGUGCAACUUGCUCCAAGUCCUGUACACGGGAAUCAAGUGCCCAUGUAGCAUCCUCGUGCAGAUCCUUGUGGUUCCGCACCGCCUGUCGGAGAUUCGCCAGCUCGGGCUGCAGGUGGUUACAAGUGUAAACCAACCGGGUCACGAGUUUGGCAAGAAACUCCUUGUGCUGCUCUUCCGGUGUUCGGACGUGCUGAAGACGAAACUGGAGCGAUGGCCACGCAGUUUGUUGACAGGCAAUCAAAUAUCAGGGAUUAUUCCUUUGUCAAUCGGGAACUUAAGUGCUCUUUAUCGACUUUCGUUAGAUGAGAAUAGUCUUGACGGCCCUCUUCCAGAGACUCUGGCGAAUCUCCAGUGGUGUGGACAUCUGCAUCUGAACAAUAACUCCUUUUCGGGAAGUCUCCCAAGUUCUCUCGGGAGAAUGCCAUCACUCCAUCACUUGAUUAAAACCAACUCCUGCGUGACGCGACCGGGAGGGUCCCGCGCUACCCUUGAGUGGUGCCGGACCGAUGCGUUCGACAACGCGACGACUCAAGUCCACGGCCGCCUCCGGCAGCGGGAGCAGCGACCUGUCGCCGCCCCCGAUACAAGCUCUUCCAACACCUCCGAUCGCCUCGAAGCAUUGGAGAUGGACGUCGGCUCCCUCAAGGACGGCGUGCAGUUACAGCAAACCGCAACGCAACAGUUGGAGCAGCGGAUCUGUACAACCGCCAACAACUCGAGUUCGGAACCGCGCGAGACAGCUCCAAAGUUUGAGGGGCAGGAAAUCUUCUGCGACUCGACGAAGACAAAUCCGAUUCCAUGGUUCCACAAGUUCGAGCUCACACUACAUCUGCAUUACGUCAAAGAACACAAGCACCACGGAGUACUUAUACUCCCGGUCGAGGGCGCGUGCCAAGCAUGGUUGGACAAUCUCUUGUCGAAGUACGGAGUGGUAGCUGGCGACUUGCAUACCAAGAUCAACCGGGAUGAUCUCAAGGCGGCGUGGCAUAAGCGGUUCCAAGUAGAGCCGUUGGAGAUCAAGGCAAUGGACAAGCUAAUGGUCUUCGAACAAGGCAUGUUGUCGAGUGUCGACUGGAUUGCCGAGUACCAACGCUUGACAUCCGUCCCGGACAUCCAGAUGGGCUUCAAAGCCAUCCGCCACUACUUCAUCUCAAGGUCGUGUCCGACAUUAAGCAAUGCCCUGACGCACGUCGAGGACACCUUGACGACAACGGCGGAACUCUUUGACAAGGCCGCGCAGAUCAUUAUCACAAACAAGGAGGCUAAGAACCUGCGUUCGUCUGCGCCAGGGCCGAGCAGAGACCAGCAUCGGCCAAGAGUGGUCGUGGUCGCGGUGGCAACGUCGUUUGACCAAACUAGCGAGGCCAUGUAUGCCAAUGAAGGGGACAAACUCUCAGCCGCCUGGGAAGGUGGCCGCCCCGGCAAAACCAGAGGACGCGGCAAGGCGAAGACGAACACCGCAUCUAGCCCCAGCCUUGCGCAUAUGCGACUUGCUUUUGCCUACGCGCGUCACUACGGAUGCGUUCGGCUAUGGCAUUGGUGCGGUCCUCGAGCAACACGAUGGCGCGGACUCGACUAUUUCAGCAAGAAAGUGUCGGUUGUGCACUCCAUCGACGAUGCAUGCAAGAAGGAGCUCCUCGCCUUCUUCCACGCACUCAAGCGGUGGUGGCACUUCCUCCUUGGUGGAAGCCGAUUUCGAUGGGUAACACACAACAAUCCGUUGGUCUUUUACAAGACCCAAGACACCGUCAACAGCACCAUCGCUCGAUGGAUGGCUUUCAUCGACCAGUUCGACUCCUUUCCCGAUCACAUUCCGGGGAAGUCGAACCGUUUUGCGGAUGCUCUUUCACGGCGUCCGGAUCAUUGUACCGCGUUCUACUCAACCUUCGAGAUCGACGACGACCUGCAGAACGGCUUCAUCCGCGGCUACCAAGCCGACCCCGAGUUUCGCGACAAGUACGCGAAUUGCUCCUCUCCUAAUCCGGCGCCUUCUCAUUACCGGAUCCAAGAGGGGUACUUGCUUGUCCACAUACGGGGGAAGGACCUUCUUUGCUUACCGAGUCACUUGCGUACACGGAUUCUUGGCGCGUUCCACGAUGCUCCCGCAACCGGACACUUUGGAGUCAAUCGCACAAUUGGUCGACUUCGCGAGCGAUUUUGGUGGCCCGGCCUUCUCGGCGACGUCACACGCUAUUGCGAGUCAUGCGAAGUUUGCCGACGCUGCAAAUUCCGCAACCAUCGUCCCUACGGCGAGUUACGACCAUUACCGGUCCCUUUGCGACGAAGGAAAGCGAUUGCCAUGGACAUUACCGGCCAGUUCCCCAAGCACAAGACCGGCGUGGAUGGGAUUCUCACGGUGGUCGACCGACUCACGAAGUUUGCCAUGUUUUUGCCUUGCCGCUAUCAUGCCAAGGCACCGGAGUUGGCCGAGGUUCUUUACGCCGGUUGGAUUCGAACCAAGGGUUACCCCAAGGAAAUCGUCUGCGACCGCGACACUCGGUUCAUGUCCGAUUUUUGGUUGGCGUUCAUCAAGCGUUGGGGCUCAUCUCUCAAGCCCAGUUCAGCUCGCCACCCCGAGACCGAUGGCCAAACAGAGAGGGCGCACCAGACCGCACAGGUUCUCCUUCACACUCUCAUCCGUCCUGACUAGAAGGAUGGGGUUGAGCGGCUGCCGGAUGUCGAGUUGGCCUACAACUUCUCCAUCCACCUGGCUAUCUGGAUGUCGCCCUUCGA